Lactuca virosa is the source of this 2733-nucleotide messenger RNA. Lineage: Eukaryota; Viridiplantae; Streptophyta; Magnoliopsida; Asterales; Asteraceae. The record is from the annotation of a GenBank genome assembly.
AUGGGUGGAAAAGUUGAUUCAUCCAUCAACAAAGGCAACGCACCAUACAUAUUCAAACUUAGCGGUCAAAACUAUCAUAGUAUGGGAAGUCUUUUACCUACACCUGGAUCAAGACCAAAAUUUUGUCAGUUAUACAUAUAUGAUACCGAAAAUGAAAUUUCAAACAGAUCAACAAGUAUUGGUGGACCGACAAGCGCUUCUACAUCAACUUCAAUAUCAUAUGAUCUCCAGAUUAUCCAAUUUUUGAAGGUUAUGUUAGAUUCAAACAAUGUGUUGGUCAAGUCUUAUAGGAUGGUAAGAGACAGUCUUCACGAAAAUCCUGGUGCUAAUUUGAAGUUAAGAUUAAUCGGAAAAAUAGAACAAGAUGGAAGGACAUAUAACUUACCAACUUCUUCGGAGGUAGCCGCUUUAAUUGUUGGUGACAUUUCUGAUUCAGUUGAAAAAAGAGACAUUGUUGUUCAAACCUCAUCAGGAUUACUUCAGCGUAUCAGUGAAUUACAUCCUUCUUACCUUGCUCUUCAGUAUCCAUUACUAUUUCCAUAUGGUGAUGAUGGUUACAGAGUUGACAUCCUUCAUAGAGGUAUUACAUCUUCAAGUAAUAGCAAGCGCCCGACGUGUACAAUGAGAGAAUUUUUUGCUUACAGAAUUCAAGAUAGAGAUCAAUCGUUCUCACUACUUCUCAAUGCAAAAAGGUUGUUCCAACAAUUUUUGGUUGAUGGUUAUACAAUGAUUGAAAGUGAGAGAUUAUUUUUCAUACGUAAGCAACAAAAAAUUCUUAGAUGUGAGUCUUAUGAGAAAUUGCGUAAUCACCAAGCACUCGGGAGUACAGAUAUAUCGAACGUCGGGCAACGUGUGAUCUUACCUUCUUCAUUUACCGGUGGUGCACGCUAUAUGAUGCAAAACUAUUUGGAUGCCAUGUCGCUUUGUAAAUGGUUUGGAUAUCCUGAUUUCUUCAUAACCUUUACGUGUAAUCCAAAAUGGCCAGAAGUUCAAAGGUUUCUUAAGGACACUCCACUUCAUCCAGAAGAUAGACCGGAUAUAUUAUUUGAAUAUGUCGACCCGUAUAUUUCUGCCGAGAUUCCAAAUAUCAAUGAAGAUCCAGAAUUGUAUUCACUUGUGAGAGAGUUCAUGAUCCAUGGUCCAUGUGGAGCUGAAAAUUUCAAUUGCCCAUGCAUGGUGGACAGAAAAUGUUCUAAAAACUUUCCAAAGCAAUUUUGUAAUCAUACUUCAGUUGAUUCAAACGGUUUUCCCUUAUAUAGGAGAAGAAAUGAUGGAAAUGUUGUUGAAAAAUCGGGGGUCCAGUUAGACAACAGAAAUGUUGUUCCAUACAAUAAAUAUCUUUUGAAAAGAUAUCAGACACACAUUAAUGUUGAAUGGUGCAAUCAAGGAUCUUCGAUAAAGUAUCUAUUUAAAUAUAUAAACAAGGGUCCUGAUAGGGCUACUUUUGCUAUGGUGCAAAACAAUAAUGAUUCUGAUAACAACGAUGCUGUGGAUGAAAUCAAAGAAUAUUAUGAUUGUAGAUAUAUAUCUGCAUGUGAAGCAUCAUGGAGGAUUUUUAAAUAUGAUGUUCAUUAUAGGUAUCCUGCUGUAAUCAGACUACCGUUUCAUCUUCCUGGACAACAACAAGUUAUAUAUGAGGCAGACGAUGAUAUUGAAGAUGUUCUUGACCGGCCUUCAGUUGCUUCUUCAAUGUUUACAUCUUGGAUGAAGUCUAAUGAAAUUAAUGUAGAAGCACAGAAACUUACUUAUGUUGAAUUUCCUACAAAGUUUUUUUGGAAACCUAAACUUCUAAUUUGGAAGCCAAGGGAAGUUGGAUAUUCAAUUGGUAGAAUUCACUCGGUUUCACGUAAACUUGGCGAAGCGUAUUUCUUAAGAAUUCUUUUAAAUAAAGUGAAAGGUCCAAAAUCAUUUGAAGAAAUUCGCACAGUCAAUGGUGAAAUAUGUUCUUCUUUUAAAGAUGCAUGCUAUAAUCUAGGCCUUUUGGAUGAUGACAAAGAAUACAUCGAUGCAAUUAAGGAAGCAAGUCUUUCUGGAUCUGGUUAUUAUCUACGGUUUUUAUUUGCUACGAUGUUAUUGUCCAACAGUUUGUCUAAACCGGAGAGUGUGUGGGAAAACACAUGGGAAUAUCUGUCAGAUGGAAUUCUUUAUACUCAACAACAGAGAUUAAAGUCUCCAGCUUUAUCACUAAACGAAGAUCAAAUUAAAAACUUGACUUUGUUUGAGAUAGAACAAAUUUUACUCCGAAACAACACCAGUCUCAAGAACUAUAAAAGGAUGCCUUACCCUGAUGAUGAUUCAGUUUCAUCUUCAAACAAUCACCUGAUACCUGAGGAGCUCGAUUAUGACAUACCAAAUUUAAAGAAUGAGUUUUAUCGUCUUUUUGUUUCAUUAAAAGACGAGCAACGCAACAUUUUCCUUGAUAUCAUGACUACGGUUAAAGAUAAUAAGGGAGGUGUAUUCUUUAUUUAUGGUUAUGGUGGAACGGGUAAGACAUUUCUUUGGAAGACAAUUUCUGCAGCCAUUAGAUCUGAAGGUGAGAUUGUUUUAAAUGUAGCUUCAAGCGGGAUCGCUUCAUUAUUAUUGACUGGAGGCAGGACAGCACACUCUCGGUUUAUAAUACCCAUUAAUCUUAACGAGGAUUCUUACUGUAGAAUAAAUCCAGAUAGUGAUCUUGCCAAUUUAGUAAGAAAAACCUCAUUGAUCAUUUGGGAUGAAGCACCUAUGGUUCAUUAA